AUGUCACACUCUUCAAAUGAAGCUAAGAUUAUUCUUGCCCUUCAGGCCCUCCAGAAUAACCCAAAGUUAAGUCUUCGAAAGGCCGCAGCUAUAUAUCAAGUUGACCGCUUUGCCUUACGUCGCCGUCAAUCCGGCAUUCAAUCGCGACGCGAUACUAUCCAAAAGACAAGGCGACUAUCUAAUCAGGAAGAGCAGAUAGUAGUCCAAUUCAUUUUAGACCUAGAUUUGCGAGGAUUUCCCUCGCGACUAUCAUAUGUGGAAGAUAUAGCUAAUUCUCUACUUGCCAAUCGCAACGCGCCACCCGUCGGCAAGCGCUGGGCUCAUAACUUCGUCAAGCGGCAACUAGAACUAAAGACACGUCGAUUCCGGAGGUAUGACUAUCAGAGAGCUAAAUGCGAAGACCCGACUAUUAUUUGUGGCUGGUUUCGGCUUGUAGAGGAUACAAUCGCGAAAUACGGUAUCCGAUCAGAUGAUAUCUGGAACUUUGAUGAGACCGGCUUUAUGAUGGGCAUGAUUGAGCCCGGAACAGUCGUCACAAGCUCGCAUAGGCAAGGAAGACCAAAACAAGUACAGCCUGGAAAUCGUGAAUGGAUGACUGUAAUCGAGGGGAUUAAUGCAGAAGGUCAAUCGAUCCCGCCGUUCAUCAUUGGUGCAGGCCAACAUCACCUUGCCAAUUGGUACCGAGAAUGCGACCUCCCCAGCGACUGGGUUAUUGCAGUAAGCGAAAAUGGAUGGACCAACAACCAGCUAGGUCUUGACUGGCUGAAGCACUUUGAUCGGUCUACAUCUAAGCGAACGAACAGUCGCUAUCGCCUCUUGAUCCUUGAUGGUCACGAAAGUCACCACUCCGUCGAAUUUGAGGAAUAUUGCAAGAAGAAUAAGAUCAUUACGCUCUGUAUGCCUGCUCAUGCCUCUCAUCUACUUCAGCCUCUUGAUGUAGGCUGCUUUGGGCCGCUGAAAAAGGCAUAUGGUCGAGAGAUAGAGCGUCUGAUCAGAUGCUCUAUAACCCAUAUCUCCAAGACUGAGUUCUUUCCUGCCUUUCAUGCCGCCCACCGAGCUGCUAUUACAGAAAGCAAUAUCAAGGGAGGUUUCAGAGGAGCCGGGCUUGCUCCCUUCAACCCAGAAAAUGUCAUCUCAAAGCUUGAUGUGCAGCUACGGACCCCGACGCCUCCCGAGGAGGUUGUUGAACCUUCGACCCCUUGGACUUCAAGGACCCCAACGACAAUACUAGAGACCCAAUCUCACUCUAAGUAUCUGCAGGAAAGGAUCAAAAAUCACAAGAGCAGCUCGCCUGAGUCAAUAAUUCAAGCUGUAAAGUAUUUUGAGAAAGGACAGAGCAUCCUUCUACAUAGGAUAGCUUUACUAGAGGAUAGGAAUCAACAACUUGAACAAGAGAAUAAGACAGUAGGGCGACGCCGGAGGGGAAAAAGGACUAGAGUACAGAGAGGAGGGCCUUCGACUGUAGAGGAUGCAUCACAAGCAAUUGAUCAGAUGGAUGUUGAUACGCAGGUAGUGGCCGAAUCCUCGAGAAGUAGCCGUUGA
Molecule: messenger RNA, 1542 nt
Organism: Fusarium venenatum
Lineage: Eukaryota; Fungi; Ascomycota; Sordariomycetes; Hypocreales; Nectriaceae
Source: RefSeq, a predicted model, not a curated record